Colossoma macropomum (tambaqui) is the source of this 1914-nucleotide messenger RNA. RefSeq names its product UDP-GlcNAc:betaGal beta-1,3-N-acetylglucosaminyltransferase 5b (gene b3gnt5b). The record is from RefSeq and is a predicted model, not a curated record. Gene Ontology annotation, cellular component: membrane. Gene Ontology annotation, biological process: brain development. NCBI's taxonomy places the organism in Eukaryota, Metazoa, Chordata, Actinopteri, Characiformes, Serrasalmidae. The transcript has 3 exons. Bases 394 to 1566 code for a protein of 390 amino acids.
ACUCUGCUCAUCAGUUCUCACUCUGCCCAGCCUUGUUCGGAGCUCUGUCGGAGCUAAGUCAACUUUAAACCAACCAGUUUUUAACAGAUGAAGAUAAAGGCGGGUGCUGAGCUCCACAGACCUGAGGACCACCCUAACAUUAGCACAUUUUCCCCUCGCCUCAGACGAAGGAGGACGCCGGUCUCUAAUGUUAAGUACUACCGCGAGUGAGGGUGUACCAACUAAAGCUUCAGAGGACCUUGAUCGGGUGACCGAGGGAAAGGACAGAUGUACCACCAGGAGAAGGAUUUGAAAUGGUCUCGGCUUUAUGAUGGAACUCCAACUAGGACACUGUGAGAAGCAAUGUCUCUCUAUGAAACGUAACCCAGGCCUGUUCUCUGCCACCUCUCGAACAUGACUGCAGCUGAAGUUCUCAGAGGGUCCAGGAUGUUUGUGAAUUUUCGCAGGAUCAAAAAACGCCAAAUUCAGCAGCUGAUGAUGACCUGCCUUGCGUUAUCAGUGGUCAUGUUGUACUGGGAAAGUCUUGACAAUAAUAUAGUGAGUCAUAUAAAGUCCUACUCCUUACGGCACCUGCUUACCAACUUCGACUUCAUCACUGCCAACUUGACAAUUAGCCGUGAAGAAGCCCAGAAGUUUAGCAAUCACCGUUACCUAAUAAACCACGAGCGGAAGUGUGUCGACAAGGAUGUCCUGCUCCUGCUGUUUGUCAAGAGUUCACCGCAGAACUUUGAGAUGAGGCGGGCCAUUCGAUCAACGUGGGGCAACGAGGCCUACAUUGAGAAGACCUUGGGUGUUACAGUGAAAGUGGUCUUUGCUCUUGGCCUCCCCCCACAGCCCUUGCAGAGGAAGAAGCUGCAAAGGGAGCUGUUCCAGGAAGAUGAAAAAUACCACGAUUUGGUCCAGCAGGACUUUCUCGAUACCUUCCACAACCUGACCAUCAAGCUGCUCUUGCAGUUGGGCUGGACGCAUGCAUACUGUCCCCAUGCCCGAUUCCUCAUGUCUGCGGAUGAUGACAUCUUUGUUCACUUGCCCAACCUCAUCCACUAUUUGCAAGAGGUCGACCGGGCUGGGGUAAAGGACUUCUGGGUCGGGAAGGUACAUCAAGGUUCUCCUCCAAUUCGUAGCAAGGACAGCAAGUACUAUGUGUCUGAAGAGAUGUAUCCCUGGCUGAUGUAUCCUGAUUACACUCCUGGAUCUGGUUAUGUCCUCUCCAAAGACGUAGCCUCCAAGGUCUACCAGGCUUCCCUCACCCUGAAUGCCUCUCUUUACAUUGACGACGUCUUCAUGGGCAUUUGUGCCAACGCGAUAGGGGUUUUGCCCCAGGAGCAUGUCUUCUUUUCGGGAGAGGGCAGGGCCCCUUAUCACCGCUGCAUUUACAAGCAGAUGAUGACCUCGCAUGGGCAUGUGAAGGACUUUCAUGAACUCUGGAAACAUGCGACCGAUCCCGAAGUGCAGAAAGUAUCCUCGGGACCCUUUGGAAGACUUUACUGCACUCUGGCUAAAAUUGCACUGCUUUGUAAACCAUUUUUUGCAAAUGCUUAUCCAUGCAAAGCAGCAUUCUUGUAGGACACGGGACUUGGUUUAGUAUGAAAUCACUUGGGGUUCCCCGCCUUGCUAUUUUAAUACCUUGCCACUUUCUGCUCAGAGAGCAGGAGUCUUUUUUUUUGGUAGUAUUUUUAUGUGUCACUUGGAUUUUUUGGGCCAUAAAUUACUUUUAAAUGUCAUCGCUGUCAUGACGCAUAAGAGCAGUUAUGAGUAAGCAAUAUCCUUGCAUUUCACUUUGUCAAAUCUAUUCAGAAAGUUUUGUUUUCUUACAGAUAUUGAAGGGUUAUUUUUCAUGAUCAUAAGCACUUCUGUUGUGCCUUUUUAUUUUUCCAACACCUCGAGAGAAACCAAGGCACACCCUUGAGAGUC